Messenger RNA from Closterium sp. NIES-65, 663 nucleotides. The record is from the annotation of a GenBank genome assembly. Lineage: Eukaryota; Viridiplantae; Streptophyta; Zygnematophyceae; Desmidiales; Closteriaceae.
AUGAAUGUUGAAGUGAAUGGCAGCGGCAAGGGAAAGGGAGGAGCUGGAGAGGAGGUCAUGGAAGGAAUUGGCUCCGGAUUUGUCUGGGAUGAAUACGGUCACAUUGUCACCAACUACCAUGUGGUUGCCAAGCUGGCGACUGACACUUCUGGGCGGCAAGCCUGCAGGGUGUCUCUUCUCGCCCCAACAGGCGCCAUGCAGACGUACGCUGCUACUCUUGUCGGCACUGACCCCUCCAGAGAUCUUGCUGUACUCAAGGUAGACCUAUCUCAGCCUGUACCUGCAGCAGCGGAUACAGGUGCAGCAGCAGACGGUGCAGUGGCGGUAGCAGCACCAGCAGCACCGAUGCUGUAUCCCAUUCCUGUGGGCUCAUCAUCGGACCUGAGGGUGGGCCAGAGCUGCUUCGCCAUUGGCAAUCCCUAUGGCCUGCAGCACACACUCACUGCUGGGGUCAUCAGUGGGCUAGGCAGGGAGAUUCCGGCACCAACGGGUGCUGCGAUCAGGGGAGCGAUUCAAACUGACGCUGCAAUCAACGCAGGUGAGACGCUCAGUUGUGACAUGCGAGGAGGUGGGGAGAGCGGGGGAAGGAAGGAGGGGAUUAGAGUGGGAGGUUUCGACUACUGCUGGCAUCAGCUUGACCAAUUCCUGCACCGGUUUAUGUGA